This is a messenger RNA of Rosa rugosa (rugosa rose), 1007 nucleotides long. Its product is annotated as (-)-isopiperitenol/(-)-carveol dehydrogenase, mitochondrial-like. Gene Ontology annotation, molecular function: oxidoreductase activity. Bases 84 to 908 code for a protein of 274 amino acids. The transcript has a single exon. The record is from RefSeq and is a predicted model, not a curated record. Lineage: Eukaryota; Viridiplantae; Streptophyta; Magnoliopsida; Rosales; Rosaceae.
UGAUAGAUAAUUAGAUGUCCACAAAUCAUUCCCCUAAUAUCCAAAUCAAGUAGAGCUUUACUGCAUUCACGUAGCUCCACAAAAUGACUGAGCAGCGCAUACCACCGCAGAAGCUCCACGGCAAGGUGGCCAUCAUCACCGGCGCCGCCAGCGGCAUCGGUGCAGUCACGGCCCGCCACUUCGCCGACCACGGAGCUCGCGUCGUCGUGAUCGCCGACGUCCAAGACGCCAAGGGCCGAGAAGUCGCCGCAUCCAUCGGCUCCCACCGCUGCACCUACGUCCACUGCGACGUCACCGACGAGGACCAGGUCAAGUCGCUUGUCGACUCCACCGUCGAACUCUACGGCCAACUCGACGUGAUGUACAGCAACGCGGGGAUAACCGCCGCGUCGGUGCAGACGGUGAUGGAGCUGGACUUGUCAUGGUUUGAUAAGGUGAUGGCGGUGAACGCCCGCGGAAUGGCGGCGUGUGUGAAGCACGCGGCGCGUGCGAUGGUGGGGAAGAGAGUCAGGGGCAGCAUAGUGUGCACGGCGAGCUGCGUGGCGGAGUGGGGGACGGAGAGCGCGACGGACUACACCAUCUCGAAGCACGCGGUGCUGGGGCUGGUGCGGUCAGCCAGCGUGCAGCUGGCGGGGCGUGGGGUGCGCGUGAACUGCGUGUCGCCGGGUGCGGUGGGAACGCCGAUGGUGAGCGAGCUUUUUAAGAUUGGGGCGGAAGAGCUCAAGGAGUUUAUGGCAGCGGUAUAUUCGGGAAGCAGCGAUGAUGGGCCGCUGAUGGAGAAACACGUGGCGGAUGCGGUGGUGUUUUUGGCGUCAGAGGAGUCGGCGUUCAUCACCGGCCAUAAUUUGGUGGUUGAUGGUGGACUUGGCACCAAGGGCAAGUCAUUAUUCAAACCAUCAUCAACUUGAUUUGCAUAGAGAUACUAGUUGUCUACUUGUCUGGAAAACUUAUAUGAGAGUUUUGUCUCUUUGUAAUAGGAAUAAAUCACAAGCAGUUGUUUUCAGUCU